AUGCUAUCGCUACCAAUGGUUGCUCCGCGGGCGGACGCCAGCCUAUGGCCCUCCCACCGCGUGACCAACUCUUUCCCCUCAGAAGACCUCUCCACGUCCCCUCCAAACAACACACCACACCCACACCCGCAACAACGACGCCCAACUCACCGCACGUCCACUCUCCUCGCAACCCUCACCCAAGAUGAGAAUAUCUUCGAGCAACGCAAGGCAAACGUACAACGCUUCGGAGCCGGGUGGAUUAGGCCUCCGGGUGUCACCAAAACGCUCCAGGCAACCACAGACGAGGAGCUUGAGAAGCAAGAACAGGAGAUCAUGGCGCGCCGCGAGCAAGUUAUGAUGGACCUUGCGGCAGCCCAACAAGAAGCCACCAAUGCGGAGGAACGGCAGGAUAGGGAGGGAAUGGAGGAGAACGGGGAGGUGGAGGAGAGGGACCUGGACGACGAUGUGCCUGAGGCGGAAGCAAGCGCGAGCGAGCUGUCUGCUUCAGAUAGUUCUUCAGACGAGGAAGGCAGCGUGUCUGACACAGAAGAUGGUGCACGGGAACAGGAGAGCAUACCGUUCAACGAAGACUCAUUCAUCGAGGGGAGCAUGGUGGAGGCGGAGGUUAGCGCCAUGUUGGAAAUGGAAGAGGCCGAGAUGGCGGGUGUGUUGCAGGAUGAGCGCGACCUGGACGACGAUAUACCAGAGGCGGGUAGCUACGAGCACACGGACUCCGAGCUCGAAGACUCCAGCGACGAUGAUGCAGCAAGUCGGCUGCCAGGGAUGAGCUCUGUGAGAACAACACGCUCAAUGAGACGAAGUUCUGGGUUCCAGAGUGCACGCCGCAGCUCUGGUAGACGCAGCUCCGGACGACGUAGCUCCGGUCUUCCAAGCACGGGAGGCGCACAACAAAACCUCGGUAUUGGACACAGCAUAGGGCGUAGGAUCGACCUUGGAGCCAGUCUGGGCAAUGGGAGAAGCAGCUUUGGCAUCGAUGGCAGCAGUUCGAUCCUGGAAGGGAGCUCGUUCUUGAGAAGCUCACCAGCUGCACAGAGGCCGAGCUUGAGAGAUCAAUUCCUGAGAGCCGCGCGUGGCGGUCGGAGAGGAUGA
Molecule: messenger RNA, 1092 nt
Organism: Ascochyta rabiei
Lineage: Eukaryota; Fungi; Ascomycota; Dothideomycetes; Pleosporales; Didymellaceae
Exons: 2
Coding region: 1-1092 (363 amino acids)
Biological process (GO): anaphase-promoting complex-dependent catabolic process
Cellular component (GO): anaphase-promoting complex
Source: RefSeq, a predicted model, not a curated record